This is a messenger RNA of Plasmodium malariae, 31425 nucleotides long. Its product is annotated as RNA pseudouridylate synthase, putative. Lineage: Eukaryota; Apicomplexa; Aconoidasida; Haemosporida; Plasmodiidae. The transcript is spliced from 2 exons. The record is from RefSeq and is a predicted model, not a curated record. Gene Ontology annotation, biological process: pseudouridine synthesis. Gene Ontology annotation, molecular function: pseudouridine synthase activity; RNA binding; protein binding. Bases 1 to 31425 code for a protein of 10474 amino acids.
AUGGAAUGUAACGUUUUAGAAGAAGACACAUGUGAUAUGAGUGAAUCGAAUAUAAUAAAUAAAGAAAAUGGUACAGAAAAAAAUUAUUUAGAGGAUGAAAAAAAUACGUCGUGUUAUAAUAGUCAUUCGUCCGUAAGUGAUGAUGGUUCCUUAGACGUAGAUUGUGAUAAUACACAAAAAUCAAAAUAUUAUACAGCUCGUUCAAGAAUUAGGUAUACCAAUGACAGUAAAUAUUAUAAUAGUAAUAAUAGUAAUUAUAAUUUUCUAGAUGGAAAUUUUUCCAGUGAUGUUUUUUGGAGUGUAAAUGUGAAUUCUGUAGAUACAGGUAACUACAAUAGUGCAGCAAUAGAAAGGGGAGCACUGUUAAGAAUUAACGAAAAUGAAAACAAUUACUUUGAUUUUAAUAGUAGUAUCAUUCAUAACAAUAUUAACAAUAGUAGCAACAAUAACAGUAACAUUAAUAGUAACAUUAACAGAAAUGGUAGUUAUAGUUUUAAUAAUAGAAGGAGUAGAAAGGCACGAACACGUUCACUUAAGAAGGGAUGGAAAUGCUAUGAUGACAGUGUAGCACAACAAAGAAAAAGGUAUAGAGUACAUAGUACGGAUUUCAAGAAUAAAGAUAAAGGUGAUGAUAGCAGUGAUCGUAGAAGUGAUCGUGAUAGUGAUCGCGGAAGUGAAGAUAAUUAUAAUUAUAGGCAUAGUUAUAGUCAAAGAUAUAAUCAUAUGUAUAGUCACAGGUAUAGUCAUAGUUAUAGUUAUAACUAUAAUCGUAAAUAUAGUCCUAAUAAUAAUGAUAGUCAUAGUGAUAACCAUAGCGAUAAGUAUAGUGAUAGGCGUAAUGAUAAACACGAUGAUAUGCAUAUUGAUAGCCAUAAUGAUAAGCACAUUGAUGAUGAAAAAGGACACGAUCACAAUGAUGAUUAUGUAUUAAAACUAGAUAACUCGAACAUUAGUGCAGAUCAACAUUUGACAGAAAUGAAUAAUGAUUUUAAUUCUAAUCAAAAAAAAAAUGGUGAGAAAAAAAUGUUCGAAGGCCCAUUUCUGAGUGUGUUAAAUAAAUUUAAAAGAAGUAUAAAAGAAAAUGUUAUAGGUAAAAAAAUAUGGAAUAAUCAAAAUUCAUUUAAUUCUUUAGAUGAAGAUAUAUCAAAAAAUGGUCAAAAUUUACAGACGAAUAAUUUAGAUGUUACUAGUAAUGAAUUUGAAUCGUCAUGUAGUCAUAAGAAAGAUCAUGCAGUUAUGAAUAGUAACGAUACGAAAAAGAUAGGAGAUGUAUAUGGACAGUUCAUAAAUGACAAGGCACAUUCUAUUAAUGAUAGAAGUAAAAAUGGAUUAUAUGAAAAAAGUAUAUAUCCAACAAACGAACUAGCACAGCGUCAAAUAGCACUAAGUACAACUCCUUCCAGUAUAGCUAACAGUAAUGAUGGCAGAAAUAUUAACAUGAAUAAUUGUGCAGCAAAAAAAAAAAAUACGGAACAUCAGAGUGAUCCCAUAAACAAUCAGAAUGAAAGAACAACGCGUUUGAGCAGCCAGAAUGAAGAAUGGCUAAGUGAAAGCCAGCAUUUAAUAUCAAGUAAGCGAAGGGGGGUUUGCAUAAGUAGCGACGUCGAAGGAUACGAUUAUUCCGUAAAGAUUAACGCAAGUGCCAAUGUUAAUAAAUAUGAACAUGACAAAUUAGAAUUAUUCAGAAGAAUCGGUAGAAGCAAAAAAGGCAGAAAAAGCAGGAGAAGGUAUAUCACUGAUGAAGAAGAAGAUAUAAUAUCAUACGCAGCGAAUUCCAUAGAUAAGCAAACAGGUGAGAGUAAAGAUGCUGAUUUGCUGUUUGAAAAUAGGAAUAAUAAUGUAAAUGGUAAAAAUGAAAACAAUUUAGAGCAAGGUGAAAGGAAGUUCAUUACAAUGGAUGAAGAUGUAAAAAAUGUUCCUUUACAUUUUAUAAAAAGUAGUGAUGAAAAGAAUAUGCAACUAGAUGAUAUCAAUUAUGAUGUUGAUUUUGUCAAAUUGAAAAAGGAUAAAACAAGAGACAGCUCUUACAGAAAUGCAUAUGAUUCUAAUAUCGUUUCAACCAAAAAGGACAAAUAUUUUAACGAAGAAGUAGAAUACAGUAAAGGGAAAAAAAAAUUUGUAAAAAGAGGGCGUGCAUAUCAUCUUGAUAAGGAAAAUCAAAGUGAUGAAGGGAAAAAUACGCCGUGUUAUGCGAACAAAAGUUUGCAUGAACGAGACCAGAAUAAGGAGGAUAAAAAUAUCAUAAACAGUAGAAAUGGUAGUAGCAGCAUAAUUAGCGGAAGCCUCAGGCAUAUGUUAGGAGAUAAUACUACUGUGUUUAGUAGAAAUAACAGAAGCUAUUCAAAUAUUCACAUGGAAAGCAACCACAGCGUAUUUGACCAUAACAACUAUAUGGAAGUGUGCUAUAAGGAUGAAGUGCAUAACAGGUUAAAUAUUAUAAGUGAUGAAAAUUUACUAAAAUUAAUAUUACAUUGUUCAGAAAUGAAAAAUUCCCAAUCCGAUGGAAUGGAAGAUAAAAUAAUCGAAAAUUUUAUUAACAGUCAUAAAAAAUCUUUUAAUUUUUAUGUACAAAACAGUUUUAUAAAUGUAUGUUCAAAAUGCAAAGUGGAAAUGGAGUUAUCAAGUUUCCCCUUUUUAUGUUUUGAAUGCUUUAUUAAACAGUGGAAUGUAAGGGCUGGGACGAAGAAAAAAAGAGAAAAUAUUUCGGAUCAAACAUGUGCAACUGGUGAAUUUGAAGAGGCCUUUGAUGAGUAUAAAAAGAUCAGUGAUGAGUUUAAAAGUGAGAACAGUAAUUUUAAGAACACCAAGAAUGAGUUUAAAAAAAUUAAUAAGUUCAUUUGCAAUUUUUUUAAGGAACUAGAUAAGUUGAAGAAGGAUUUUCAAAUGGAUGAUGAAGACAUAUAUUUUAUGUUUAGUGAAAUGCAGAAAUGUAAUUUAUGGGUCCCAGAAAAAAAUAUAUGUAAUAUUUUUCUGAACAUGUUUAGAAAUUUUAACAAUAUGGCAAAUAAUAAUUCGCAGAAAGUAAAAUUUUUAAAAAAGUUUUUCAAAGAGAAUUGUGAAAAAUGUGUGAGCAGUAAUUAUAAAGAGGUAACAAAUGAAAAUAUUGCGCUUAGUGACUGCCUCGUUCUGCAGGAUAGUCAUGGCAAUAGGAGUAAUAGCAACAGCAAUAACAACAGCAAUGGAAGUACCAGUUGUAGCGGUAGUAACAAAAUUGAUGAAGUGCAAAAUUUUUUUAACUAUUUCAAGAAGAGAAAAAUGAAAACACGGGAUGCGUGUUGUUACCCCAUGAGCAGAAAGCAAAAGGAUCAAGUUUUGUAUAUAAUUAAAUACAAUAAUGAAAGGUUAAGAAAAAACAAAAAUGUAGUUGUAAAGCGUAUAUAUAAAUUAAAACAUACGUGUAAAUUUUUAUUGAAAAUUAAUAUAUUCUAUUACCAUCGUUCUUGUGUUUAUGGAAAUAUCAUGAAACGUGGUAAAUCUCUUUGGAAAAAUAAAGUUAAAAUUAUUUAUAUGUCAAAAAUGGUAACUACGCGAAAAUAUGGGGAUCUAAAUGUAGUGAAAAGUCGAGGAAAUAAAAGUAAUGUCAAUAAAAAUGAUAAGAUGUUACAUGUUGAGAAAGAUAGUAUUAAGUUCAGCAGUAGUAUGGUGAUCGGGGAAGGUCAAAAAAGAAGUACAUUAAACGAAUACUUUGAUAACACAUAUAUCAAAAGAAGAGUGUAUUUAACUACAGAGGAUGAUUCUAUAAAAUGCGAUAAAAGGAAUAUAUUGCUCAUUGAAAACUCCAUGUAUGCACUGGAGGAAUACCAUGGGGAAAGUAGUAAUAGAAGUAUCAGUAAUCGAAGUAAAAAAAAUCAGCGUGACUACAGUGGCCAUGGUAGCAGUGAUGAACAAAAUAAAAGGAACAACUACUUUAAAAAAAACUACCAGGAGAACGCUAUGUUGUCAUAUUAUGAUAAUUGUGUUGAAGGUGAAAAUGAAACUGAUUUAAUAGAAUUUGAUGAUCAAAUAUAUAUGGCGGAAAACAGCGACAAGGAAGAGAACAUUUCGUUUGUUCAUAUGGAAGGAAAGGUUUUAAAUGAUUACAUAAUAAUGGCAAAUAAUCUAGAUAAAUUUAUAACGGAUAUAACAGAAGGUAUUAGUACCAUUAACGAGUAUAAGUUUAAGCAUUGUGGAACUAAAAGUAAAUUAAAAAAUGAGUUUUAUCUACCAAAUAUUAUAACACAAAAAGUUAUACCUCCCUUAAUUGUACCCUUAAAUAAGAAGUAUACCAACUUAUUUUAUGAAUUACGAAAUAGUGAUUUUAUAAAUAUCGAAAAUAUUGAUUAUUAUAAAUUGUUUAUGCUAAAAAAGAACAUUUCAAAUUUUUACAUCGAUAGAAGUAAUUGUAAUAGUAGUAGCUGUAUUAGUAGGUGCUUAAGGAAUGUAGAAGCAGGAGGGGGGAGCUUACUCGAGUGUUACACGAAUAGUAGAUAUAGCACAAGCAAUUGCGGUGGUGGUUGUGUCAGUGGUUGUAAUGGUAGUUGUAAUGGAAACUAUAAUGGUAAUUGUAGUGUUAAUUGUAGUAUCAACUGUAGUAUCCAUUGUAGUAGCAAUUGCAAUAGCAACUGUAAUAGCAGUAGUAAUCAUAGCUUUAAUAACAUACACAGUAACAGUUCAUUCAAUUCUAAGGUAAAUCACAAAAAGAACAACGAAAUGAUUGAAUUGUAUAUACCGAAUUUCUGGAGGAGCAUAAAAAGUGUAAAUGAGAUUAAGUCAGUUGUCACAGGGAAUUCAGAUGAUUUUUAUUUCAAACUAUUAGUUCAUCCGAGAGGUAAUUCUAAUGAUGAUAAUUAUUUAUCUGUUUAUUUAGAAGUAAUAAAGCAAGAUUUUUACCCAGCUGAAUGGAUUUUUCCAAAUGUUCGAUUUCAGUUAACUGUUCAUAAUUUUAAAUCAAAAAAAAAUUCAAUUUCUUCUUGGGCCUAUUGGUCAUUUACGAAUAAUUCUUUAUCAAGAGGAUGGCAGAAAAUGAUAAACCAUUCAAAAAUAAAUAAGUCAACAGGUUUUUUAGAUGAAUCAGGUGGAUUGUUAAUUAAAGGAAAAGCAGAGAGAUCUUUUAAAGAAUUAUGGUCCAAAUGUAUUCAUCACGUGCCAAAGCAUUUAUGGAGUUAUAUGCCCGAAAAAUUUUUUGCAAAUUUUGAACAAGGUGAUCCUUUACUUCAGUUCUUGUUCAAAAAAUCGUAUUUUAAAAAGUGUAUAUACUUUCUUGAAAGAAAAGGGGGGCAUAACAGUGGUAACAGAGGCAUUAAUAGAGAUAGGAACAAAAACAGAAAUAAUAAUAAUAAUAGCAGCAAUAAGAAGAAGGCAAUUGAUAAAAAUAACGCCAUUAGUAGGAUAAACCGAGAGUUGCUACGUUACAGCAAGAAUUAUAUGUACAACCGAUAUGCAAUAGAUAUAUAUAAUUUUUCCCUAUUUUGGUCACCUCAAUUUGUUAAAAGUUACCUGAACAGUUCAGAAAAUUUUGAAAAAUGGGGAAAUUCAUUUUACCAAAAUGUGCAUAAUAUUAUUACUAGUACAGGUAGAUCAUGUAACAUAAGAAGUGGAAACUAUGGAAAUAUGAUGGACAGUAGUUGCAAACAUAAUAACAAAAAUGCACUUCAAAAAUUAAACAAGAAACAUAUGAACUUAAUGUCCGGUAUCGAUGCUGCAUACAAGAAUAUGCAUGUAUAUGAUGAAUUGAUUAGGAAAAAUAAUCUGAACGAAUUAAAAAUGAUUACAACAGAGGAAAGGGAAAAAGGAGGUGAGGUCAAAAAUGAUAACAUAUUUGUGGACAACAGAAGACAUAUUUUAUCCUUAACAAAUUAUAUUGUUCCUGUUGUUGAGUCUUACAAUGAUAAUGAUAAUUUAUCCAUUUUAGUGAAUUGUUUAUAUAAUAUAGAGUUAUUUAAAAUUAUUGUUUUGAGAUAUAAUGCAAAUUUGUAUAAUCGAAUUUUAUCGAAAUAUAUUAAAAAGAGAAAACAAGAAAAAAAAUAUAAAUUGAAGUAUGUUAUAAAUAAAUACAGCUUAAAAAACGGUCAUACCAAAAAUGAUAUAUUACUGAAAAUAAAAGAAUAUGACAAAAAUAAAAGCAAAAGUGAUGAUAAUAGUAAUAACAGUAUUAAUUCCAAUAUGUAUAACAUUAAUAAUAAUGUUAAUAGUAAUACUAAUCAGUACUGUUACUAUUAUGAUCAGUCAUCUUUGAAGAAAAAAAUUCUGAGCAAGCUAGAAAUUAUUAACGACAAAGUGCAUUAUUUGAAUUAUUACGUGGAAGAUAAAAUUAACAACUUGAAUAAUGUCAUACAUCAUAAUAGUAACAAAUUUUUUAGCACAUUUGACAUUGAAAAUAUUCGUACAAUUGUGAAUGUUAUCAGUAAGCAGGAGGAAGGGGAAAAGACAAACUAUACCAUUAUUAACAUGAACAGGUACAUAAAUUAUAUUAACAAUAAAAUCAACAACAUGAAUAGUAAUAUAAUUAAUAGAAGGAAUAACAAAUUUAAUAUAAAUUACCUGUGUAAUUUGAAUAUAAUUAAAGCAAACAUAAAUAGCAUAAAUAACAACAUAGACGAGGUUAAUCGCAGCAUAAAUAGCAUGCCAUGUAUCGGCAUAGUAACGAAGCUGCGCAAAAAUGAUAACAACGUACAAGAAAAUGAUAAUGUUAGCGUUAACGGUAACAAUAACAGCAGCAAUGAUGUUAUUAGUUCAGAAAUUAUAAAUAGUAUUGUAGACCCUUUUUCUAAGGAAAAGUUCAAUGCAACAGACUUAAAUAAAAGUUAUACGAGCAACGUAUCCGAUGACAAUAGUAAUAAAAAUGAACAGUAUUGUAUUAAGGACUAUUUAGAAUUUCUGCGCAAAGAUUUUGUGGAUGAUCCAAAUGAGUUAAAAAAUAUGUCUUACCGAUAUGCGAGUGAUGUGAAAUCUUUUAAUAUGUUUGAAUAUUUUAGAAAAAAUAGUAAAAAUGUUAUUAUAGCUUUGCAAAGGAUUUUUGUGUGCAUGCAGUUGUACUCUUUAAUUCUUUGUGCUAAGAAGGGCAAGGAACAUUUUGAAAAAAAUAACGUGCAUAAUUUAAGUCAAAUGUUUUAUAAGGAAGAAGGCAAUUCGGACAUAUGUAGUAGUAGUAAUAGCAGCCGCAGCAGUGCUAGCGGUUGUAGUAGUUGCUGUAAUGGUACUAGUGGUGAUGUUAGUGGUAGUACUAGACAAAGUGCAGAAGAUACCCUAUUGAAGAAGAUGCACAAUGUGCGUGGAAAAAGUAAAAAAGAUGUUAAUGAAAAUAAUUAUGCAUGUUUUGAUGAAAGCUCUUACUCCUCCGCAGUUUCAAAUGCAGUGUAUAUUACGACGACGAAUCGAGAUGAGAAAGAAGAUGAUAUAAUUGAUAAGAACAAUAGUAGUAGUAAUAGCAGUUACAAGAAAGAGGACGCCCUUUCGAAUAAAAGGAAGGAUGGUGCAGAGACAAAAAUAGACGUAGAUGAGCCAGAUAGUAAGACAAAAAGAGAAAAAAAUGAUAAAAAUAUGGACAACAAAGGAAAAAAUUUUUACAGAGGAGAAAAGGAGAAUUUACUUGAAAAUGAGGAAAAUUGUUUGAAUCGGAAGCAUAAUGGUAAGGAAUUGAAUAAAGACGAUGUAAAUUAUUUUAAUAAUUUAGAAUUGUAUAAAAAAAAUUGUUUAUAUUAUUAUAAAAAUGCCCUUUUUUAUAAUACUGUUUACUCGGGUGAUGAAUACAACAUGACUUUAACAGGAGAUGACUGUGUGAAAAGGAGAAUGAUAAAUAAUAGUAAACGGAGCACAUGUUCACUUUUGAAUAUAUAUAAUAAGAAUGAUAAUUAUUUGCAUUUAUUCAAGCCACUAAUUCCUAGCAUAAAGAUUUUGUUGUUCAGCUUAAACAAAAUUUUAUUUAAUCAGUAUAGAUGUAAUGAACCAAUUACCAGAAUACACGAGCAAUUGUUUAAGCGAAUUGUCUGCGAUAUUGCAAAGGAUAAAGUGAAGUUAAAUAGAAAGAUUAAGAGAUUGAAAAGGACGUACAAUGAUGCUAAUGGAAAGAAUGGUAACGGAAGUAGUGGCAGUAAUAAUAAUAGUAAUAGUAAUAGAAACAAUAACAGUAGUAGUAAGAGAGAAAAAAAAAUCAAUGACUUAAUGAAGGAUUUAAGGGAUUUAAGAAUGUUUGAGAAGAUAUGCUACGAGUUAUUUAAUCUAAAAAGCAAAACCGAAAGUGAAAAUGAAAGUACCGACAAUGGAGUGGAUGUAAGCGACUACACCGAUAUAUCUAAUAUGAACAGCGAGGAUGAGAAUUGCUGCAAAGUUCAGAAAAAUUCAGCGAAGCAGGAAAAUAAUUCAAAAAUGGGAAGAGCAGAGAUUAGUAAUAACAACAGUAAUCACAAAAGUAGUGGAAACAACAUCGAUGUGGACGAUGAUGAACACGUAACUUUGAUUGUCCCCCAGAAAAAAAAGGAAAAUGUGAAGGAUGAUCAGGAAGCAUAUAGUAACAAAGAGGACAAAUAUAUCAAUAUCUUAUCUCAUCAGAAAAAAGUGGCGAGUACAGAAAAUGUAGUAUCAAAGAACGGCAAGAAAAAAAAACAGAUGAGUAAAGACUAUGAAAAUGCAAGGAAACAGAUUGAAGUGAAUAAAAAAGAGGAUAAUACCGAGUCGUGCGAAUUUAGCAAUGGUACGGACAUUUUGGAUAACAAUGAUAACGACAACAAUUACAAAAAUGACAAUAACGGCAAGAAGCUAAGUAUCCAAAAGAACGUGAGCAACGUGAACCCGAAUGACAAUUACUAUAAUUAUAGCUGCAAUGAUGAUGAUUAUUACAAUAACAAUCGAAGCAGAGACUCAGAUAACUGUGAUAGCAGGUCGUGCAAAAAGCGCAAUAUAAGUUCAUUAAUUUAUAACGUUAUAAAUAAGAAGAAAGUAAAUUUUUUCAAAAAUUAUAUUGUUUGUGAUAAGGACAUAUAUAAAACCAUAGAAAAGUCGUCUUUUACGGAAAUACCUUAUGUUUUAUUUCUUUAUAUGAAUUGUUUCAAGAAUUUGAGAAGAGGAGAAUUAAUUGAUAUUCCACUGUGCCUUGACAUAUAUGAGGAUAGGGGGGAGGAAGAAGAAGUCGAAAGUAAUAACAGAGAUGAUAAGAAUAAUUUAUAUUUUGGAAUAAAAAAAAAUGGAAAUAGUAAUAGCAAUGGUAGCAGCAGUGGUAGUGGCAAUGGCAACUGUAACAGUAACGACAACAGCAAUGGUAGUAUUAAUGGUAGUAUUAAUGGUAGUAUUAAUGGUAAUAUCAGUAGCAACAGUAGCAAUAGCAGCAGUAAUAAUAAAAGUCAGGAGUCUUCGAAUGAAGAUAUAAUCACUUAUCACUUAUAUGCCCUUAUCAUAUCGGAAAGUAAAGAUGCGAAUAAUUUAACCAUACCUACAUGUAAUAAGCUAAGUGAUCUAGAAUUUAAUGUUGCUAAUGAUAUGAAUUGUAAUUCAUCAUACUCCUAUUUAAUUAUAAGGCCAUAUAUUAAAGGAUCGUGGUACAAAAUUUAUAAAAAUAGAAUAACGAAACUCAUACAAACAUGUGAGUUUAAUGAAUGGAAAUGCCAUAAAGACUUUUAUUGUACUAGCUGUAUUUAUGUAAGUGAUAAUUAUUAUGAUAUGCAUAAUGAAUUUUUUUUAAAACAGUACAAUAUUAAAGAUGUUAAUUUCCCAUUAUAUAUACAUACGUUAAGGGAAUUCGAGAUAGAGGAAACUGAUAUUUUUGAAGUUAAUAAAAAUUUUAAAAAUGAUUUAUAUUCCAUUCUUACUGAUAAGAGUGAAGACAAAACAGACGAUGAUUUAAUUUAUGAGUUAAGGAUACCAUUAGUAAAACAGGCCGAGCAGUUUAAUUCUAACACGAGUACAACAAUUGACAAGAAGAACAAUGGGAAUUUAGAGGACGGCACCAGUAAUGUGUACAAUGAGAUUAUGAAUAGUCAGGAGGCCCGUGAUGAUGGUGAGUGUGAAUUCAAGGGAAGGGUUGUUCAUGGAAGGAGCAAGAGUAGCACUGUUCGUAAUACAAGUUAUAUAAGUAAUUUGUGUAACAGCAGUAGUGGUAGCAGUAGCAGCAGUAGUAGUAGUAACAGUCGCAGAAGAUGUCGCAGUGGUGGUAAUAAUAGAGCGGAGGAGGAGAAAAAGAAGAAGACACACGGGAGAAAGGAACAAGUUAAAGUAAGUGUAGAGAAUUAUUGCUCAAAGAAUGUGUGUAAUGAUUUAUGUAUAAAUAAUAAGAAUACUGAAAUGAUGAACGUGAAAAAGGAAAAAAUGAGUGAGAACAAUAUAUCCAUGUGUAGAAUGAAUAAUUACUACCCUUUUAUAAAUAAUGAGAAUGAUUUAAUUUUGAACAGUUUGAAUGUACAUCACAGAAUAAUGAUAAAUAUUAAAGAAGAGUUAUUUGAAGAUGCCAUUAAUAUUAAAAACAAUCAAAAUGUAUCUUAUAAUUGUACAAAGGAUCCAAGGGUUCAAAUGUGUAUUGUUCUUAAUAAGAACUGUAGUAAAUUAAAACAAAAUAAACAUUUUUAUGAUUUGAGAAAUAUAAUAAAAACAUAUGAAAAGUUUGAUGACACUCACAAUUUAAGUCGAUUUAAAAAUAAUGGAUUAGAUGAUAGGAGCGUAACAGAUAACAUUACUAGAGGUUUUAUUUUAUCAGAAGGUAUUACCCAAAUGACGUUUAGUCAAUUUUACAGGAGUGAUCUAGGGGAAAAGGAAAACUCGCAUAAUAUAAGUAGCACAGAGAUUGGAAGUAGCCAUGAUAAUAGUGGACAUAGUGAAAAGGAAGUAAAGGAAAAAAAAAAAAAAAAAAAAAAGGGGCUAAUGAUGGAUGAUGGAGAAAUGGAUGAUGAUAACAUCCCAAAUGUACAGGAAAAGAAAGAUAUAAAUUAUGUACUUCCAGGAUUCGAAAAUAUGGAUGUAUGUAUAGAGCAAGGGGUUGGAAGCGAAAUAAGAACAACUCGAAUGAAUGUUCUGAAUGAUAUACAAAAGUCGAAAAAUAAAUGUCAUAUGAAAAAAGAAUAUCGAAAUGUUAAUUUUGUAAAUUAUCAUAUAAGUAAUGGUAUAAUAAAUACGAACGAUUUAAAUUAUAUAAAGUAUGUAAUGCAUUUACAGAAAUAUUUAAGGAAUAUUCAAAUAAACAAUAAUAAAGAUUGUUGGAGUGAUAAGAAUUCCAAGUUUCGUUUUAAUAGUCCUUUUAAUGUUGAACUGAAUACAAUUUUUUAUAAUUUUUUUAGAGAAAAAAUAAAUAUUAACAAUGUGAAGAAAAAUUAUUGUGAUAAUGAUGAUAAAUUGGAAUUACAUAGUUAUUAUUUAAAGACUUGUGUAAAUAUAUUUAAAACUUUUUUUCAUGAAUAUUUUUAUAUAAAUUUUACAAACAAUUCAGAAUUAAAGAAAAAAAAAAAAAAUGCAUACAAGAAUUUUUGUAUUGCUUUGUCUGAUAUAUUUUAUAAUAAUUUAAGUUUUAACACAAAUGAUGAUGAUAUUGAGGAUGACGAAAAUGAAAAUGAGAAUUUUGAACAUAUACAAGGGGGUAUAGCUGUGUAUGAAUUUUAUGAAAACAGAUUUAAAAAAUUAAAAAUUAUUUUAAAGAAAAUUUUUAUGUAUUUAAAUAUUAUCUUUAGAAUAAUUAAAUAUAUAAAAUUAAAAAAAUUGUUAUUUAAUGAAAACUUUGAUUUGCAUACUUGUAAAAUGCAUGAUGCAUUUUUUUUCAAUUAUUUAUAUUUUUUUUAUAAUAAAUAUUCGAAGAAUUGUCAAAAUAAAUAUAUCAAAAAAUUAUGCAGGAGAUUUUCCAUAAAUAAAAGAGAAAUUAUUACGUUCCUCAAGAGGAAUAUUAACACUGCCAAAGAUGAAGAUUUUUAUUUUUUGGAGUUUUAUGAAAAGUUGUUCAUGAGUAAUCACGGGCACAAAUCGUUUAACACGGACGAGCAUGUUAGCAGUAGUAAUGAGAACACAAAUGGUAGUAGUGUUAGUGUAAGUAGCAGUUGCAUAAAUGAUAACUGUUUAGGUAGUAACUGCAUUAGUUGUAAAAAUAAUGAUAGUGCUAUUCGGGGGGAGGGUGAGAAAAAAAAGCAAAAUGAAGAGGUAAAUUUGAAUAAAUUGAACAAAAUAGAAAAGCUGUUCACUUAUUGUAAAUGUAUACGUGAUGAGGAAAAAACUGAUAUGUUUUUUGAAACAUCAAAUCACAAGGUGGAUUGCGUUUUUCGAUAUUUCUCAUCUAGUUUGCACGAAGACAUUUUUUUUUUGAAUCAUAAAAAUAAUGAUUUUAAAAAAAAGAUGAAUUAUGCAAAAAAUCAAAAUUGGGGAAAGGAAAAAAAAAAAAUAUUUUUAAAUAGUAAAAGAAGCAGUAACGGUGAUAGUAACAGUAAUAAUAACAAUAAUAAUAGCAGUAACAAUAUGAACAGUAACUAUAACUGUAACAGUGGUAAUAACGCGAAUUUGUGUAUGAAAAAAAUUAUAAAUUCGGAAGAGGAAAAAACUCCUAAGCAAAUGGAAUUGUUUCUUUUAAAUUUAUUGAACAGAAAAAAAAAAACAUGCAUUUUAUGUUAUUGUGUGCGAAGGUAUUAUUUGAGAUUUUUAAAAAAGUUACAAAAAAAUUUAAAUUUUGACAUUUUAGAGAUACAAAUAAAUUUUAUAUUUGAUAAUAAUUAUUCUGAAAUUAUAAAAAUUUAUAACAGAAAAAAAAAUAACAACAAUUUAGACAACAGUAGUAGUUGUAAUUGUUCAAGUAUUUUUAAUUAUAUACAUAUUGAUUUUAUUGAAGCAUGCAUAAUUUAUUUAUUGCAAACAAUGUGGAAAUAUUAUGUAUGUGAUAUUUUAACCAUCCCAAAUGAGCUAGAACAAUUUUAUGAUAGUUUAUCAAAAAAACAUAAAAGAAAAAAAUAUAAAAAUUCAAAGGAUGAAAAAAAUUGGAAUUUUAUUAAAUUUUUGAAGGAGGAAAAAACAAAUAACUUAAUAAAUAAAUAUUUGUCUAAUAAUGAAGAUAAUGAUAUAUUAUCAACAAAUGAGGACAGUAAUAAUGACGAUAAAAUUGUGCAUAACAAUUUGUUACUUUCUAAUUUUCAAUUUAUCGAUAUUAACGCCAUAAAAAAGAGCAUUGCCUCCGCAGGUAUCCCUGGAAGCACCAGCGUUAUGGCGAAGCACGCAAAACAGGAGGGUACCAAUAAUGGCAAUAGUAAUGGAGGUAAUAACAACAUUAGCAGUAAUGCAAAUGGUAUUGGUAGCAGCCAUAACAGUAGUAAGAGCAACAUCAAUAGUAAUAACAAUGCCAGUGGAGUAAGUAAUAACAUUAUUACCUCCAGAAGUGGUGGUAGCAGCAAACCCAAUGACAGUAACAAAAACUCCAAAGGCGCAAAUAAGAACACCGUUGAUUAUGUGAAUGUUGAACAAAGCAGGGUGCAGAAUAGUGAAAAGAAUAACACGCCAGAUAUCUCCAUUGACUUGAGUAUAUUAAAAGAAGAGGAGUUACAUGAAUGUGUUAAGAAACACCAGAGUACACAUAAUUUGCUGAAAAUUUUACAAAGUAAAUUACAAAACAAAGAAUUAACAAUUUUGUUGCAGCAGUUUCACUUUCGAGGUAUUAAGGGUAGAACAGUGGCAAGUGGUGCCAAAGAAAAGGAUGUUUUAGUAGCAAAAGACUCACAGGAGUUAAGUAAAAAUAGCAGCAAUAAUAAGAGCAUCAGUAAUGGUGGUGGUAAUAGCUUGGGACCGCUUCGUGCUGAGGGAAGCAACGGUAAAAAGGCAGUAGGAGAAAGAAAAGCGAAAAAAAAGGAUGACAGUUCAUCGGCAGAAGUUAUGACGAAUGAUGAUGGAAGUGGGUGCGUAAAAAAUUUUACUAUGAAGGAGAAAUUGAAAAAAGAGAAUAACAACAUUUCAGUAAUGUUUGAAAAUAAUUUUGAAAAUUUCUUUAGUGGAAGCAAUAAUAUGGACGAGAAUUUUAUAUCGAAUUUUUAUGUAAAUUUAAAAUUACUAAAAGAUAAAUUAGAUAACAAUAUUAUAACAGAUAAGAAGAAUAAUAAUGGAAAGGAUUCCGAUAUUAUGCAAGAAAAUUCUUUUACAAAAGCCAUACAUAAAGUUAGUGAAACGAUGAGAAAAUAUAAUAUCAAUAACAUUAACGAGAUUAAGAGUGUGUUAAUAAAAAAUGGAUAUGAUAUACGUAAAUGUUAUAACGGAAUAGAUUUAAUAUUUUUGUUUUUAUCAAAAAUUAAAGGAGUAAAUGUUAGUUUAUUAAAUGGUAAUAAUUUUAUGAAUAACAAGAAUGUAUAUGAAAUAGUUAUGCAUAAUUUUAAAAAAUUAAAUUUUAGUAAUGUAGAAAGGGAAUAUUAUUGUUUAGAAUAUAUUUUAGGAGCAUAUGAAUAUAUUGAUGAAACGUAUAUAUAUAAAAGAUAUAGAUCUUUUUUCCAUUUUAUGGAUGUACUUUUUACUAUUCACAAUAUAGUAGUUGAUGACGCAGAUAUAACUCAGGAUAUAUUUACCCCUUUUUUCGAUGUGUUAAAUAAUAUAUUUUGUUAUGGUAUAGGUAUCGUAGAUAAUUUUAGUGAACAUAGCAGAGAAAUAAUAAAAAUUAAUAGCUUUGAAUAUUUUAUAGAUAAUUUACAUAAAAGCAUAGGUUCUCUAUUAAUAAUUGAUAGAAAUUUUGAAUGUAAAAGAGAUUUAUUUUCAUUUAUACAAUACAACUCCUUUUUUUGGUAUAUCUUAUAUAAACAGUAUAACAUGUUUUUAACCUAUUAUGAUACGAAAAAUCAUUGCCAUAUUUUCAACGCCUUCCUUUUUCAUUUUUUUAAUUAUGUUUUUGAUUUUCCAAUGGAUAACUUUUUCAACCUAGAUAAUAAAAUAUCACCACAUAGCCAAUUACUUGUAGAUCAGCUAUUUGCCAAAUUUAGUUUUUUAAAAGAAGAGGAGAAAUGUUUAUUUAGAAUUAUUUUACGUUUUCUUUUACAAGAAGAGAAUCAUUUUUAUAGUUACUACUAUAGCUCUGAGUUGUCCCUUUUUAUCUUCAAUGCUAUUAUAUCGCUGAAUAACUUUUGCCACAACAUGAACGAAUCUAACCUUUUUUCCAGUAAUUACACGAAGUUAAAUAAGUGUGCUAAUUUUUCAAAGCGGGGAGUUAUUGACAAGGUGGAAAAUAGACAGUUGGUGGGAGGCGCCGAAGAGGAAGACGAAAAGGUAAAGAAGAAGGAUACUCGCUAUAAGACUGACAAGCUUGAUAGGCAUUUCUAUAAUUUCAUUUUGAGCAAGGACAACUUGGUUCCCCUUGUGAAAAGGAAGAAGAAGGAUCUCCAAAAAAUUAGAGCACUUCUUAAUUUUCGAAUGACGAAUAAAUCCAUUUAUUUUAACAACUCGAUAAAUAUACUAAAUUUUAUCACGAAAGAUUAUAAAAAAUAUAAAUUUGUAAAUCAUAGUAAUUCUAUUAUGAACAAUAAUAUGUUUUACUUGGCAUAUAACUACCCGGUUAUUAACAUAAACCCCCAAUACAAUGAUCUUUUAACUAUAUACCUAAGGAGUGUAUAUAGAAAAAACGAGAAUUUUAGAAAUUUGAAUAACUUGUUCUACAUAUAUAGUAACUUCUUUUACAAUUUCCAUAAUUUAUUUUUAUUUCUGAACAAGAGAAAUUAUUUAUUUCAUGCCUUUUUCAAGCUUAGAUUCAAGAGUAACAAGUGUAAUCAGAUGCAAAAUUUUUUUUACAACUUUGGAAAGGAAGAAAACAUGAUCGGUACGGAGUUAGAGGAGGUGGGUAGUGGUGGUAAGGACAAUAUGGAACAGCGAGUUGUGGAAGAAGAUGGACUUAUACCGAGGGAUUGCCAAAUGAUGCAUGAAGAAAGGACGGUAAAUAAACAACUGGUCGAAGCGCGACUUAUGCCACUGAACGGAGAAGGCAUGCUUGCAGAAGGAACAACAAACAAACUAUUACUCGAAGUAGGAAACUACGACAGCGCAAUACACAACUGCUUGAGUGAAAUAUUUUAUUUAUAUGAUGGUAUUAUUUAUGAUGUCAAUGAAAGUGUAAAUAUAGAUUACUACUUCAAGGGGGACAAGGCAUAUUUAAAUUUUGUAAAGGAUAAAAAUAUGAAUUAUUAUGAAGAGAAGCAAAAUAUGUUGUAUGAAAUAAAUGCCAAGGAGAGGGAUAGAAAUAAUGAUGAUAUAGAAAAACGAAUUGACAAGUUUUUACGAAAAGAGGUAGUAGCACUUGCAGUUAAUAAUAAUAAUAAUAGUAUUAAUAAUAAAGGAAAUGAUAAUAAUAAUACAAACAGUAGUCGUCUACUAAUGAAUGAAAAGGAUAACUUAAAUGUUAAUAAAAAUAAAAAUAGUAACAAAAGAAAGAAAAAUGAAAAAAAUGAAAAUUAUUUACAUGAACCUGAAUUAGAAAAAGAUAUAAUGAAUAUUAAUUUUACAAAAAGAGAGUUACUUGGUAAAAAUUUACCUUCCUUUUUUUAUUUUCGUUCAUUAAUAUAUAAUAGUAAAAAUGUAGUUAAUCAUCAUAAGGCUGACGUUGUGCAAAAUAGUUGUGUAUCCUCUAGUGUAGCCAAGAAAUAUUUUUAUAUUUCAUUAUUAUUUAAUAUAGACUUUUACAAUGUAAGAGGUAUGCAUAUAGAAAAUAAAGUAGUAUCAGAACGAACUUUGCUUAUAAAUAAAAUAUUAAAAGAUAACAAAGGAAGACUGCUUAAUGUAAAGGUUUUUCACAUUUAUAAUAUUUUUUCCAAAAUAAUCGAAUUGUAUUACGAGGGGAAAAAUUGGAGUGGUGCAAGUAGUGCGAAUAGCGGCAAUAACAUACACAUCUCUAAUAGUAGCAGCAGCAGCAACUAUGUUAAUAGCACGAAUAACAUGCAUGUUAAUAAUAAUAGUAAUAACUUUAAGAAAGAGGAAACACUUAUGAACGGCUUAGACUACAAAACGGACGAAGAAUUUUAUUACAAGGCGAAAAUGAAUCCUUUGCAUUUCUUUUUGUUGUAUGCAAUUAAGAAGGAUUAUGAUAAAAAGAAUAAAAAUAAAUUAGUUUUUAUGAACGUUAACUCAGAUGUAGAGGCAUAUAUUGAAGAUAAAAAAGAUGCAUUAUACAAUUUUGAUCUAAAUAUUUUACUUAUUCCUAUCUCGUCGCAUAUUGUGUUAAGCAAGUACAACGGUAAUAUAAACCUGUUUAACGACAACGACUAUCCGCUGAUAACGUUUAAGUAUAUAACCCCCACGCACGAGCUCAUAUGUAUAGGAAUCAUCAUUUGCUAUGCCAAGCUGUUGUUGCAAGACUACAUAUUGAACUGGUUUAUUCCGAAAAUUAAGGAGAGGAAACUAAUAAAAGAAGAUGUGGAACUAAAAUUAGAAGACAUAAAUGUUUACGAAGAAUCGGAGUUGUAUUGCUUAGAGAGGAUAAGAAAGUUUUCUUGUAGUAUAAAAAAAUUAUUAAAAAAAUAUAACAACACUAUUGUUAUACAAAUUAAAAAGAGUUGUAGCAUUAAUAAAAUAAAUAUAAAAUGUAUAGAAUAUUCAAAAUUAAACAGAACAAACUACUGCUCCAGUUGUAGAAGUAAUUACAUAUGUUUAUGUGAAAAGAUUGAAAAGGAGGAAUUUAGAAAAAAAAUGAAUUACAUAAAACAGCAGAAUAAAUUAUUCAAAGCGCUUAAGGAUAGCUAUGAACUGAACGAUGCUGAAGGAGGAGGAUGGGAAAGGAACCAAGAAAAUGGAUGUAAAAACAUAUCGGAGGACGGGUUACACAUGGACAGUGAGAACAAGGGUACCUGUUGUGACGGUAAAGAUAACUCAUUUAAAGGUGAGACAAUCAUAAACAACAGUAGCAAUAUUGUCGUUGGUCCUCUUAGUGGGGUACUAAAACAAGUAGAUAUAACAAGUGUACACGGUAUUAAAUGCGUUAGUGAUGAUAGUACCACUGAUAGAUUAUUUGAAAAUCCAGAUUUAAUGAACCAUUUAGAUAUAUUAGAAAACUCAUAUCGUUCAACCAAUAGUUCAAUUUUGUCCUUGUCAAGUGACAACAUAUCUAACUUUUCGGCAGAUGAUAAUUCAUUUUUAGACGAAAUUGAAAAUAAUUUACCAUUAUAUAAAAAUGAAUUAGCAGAACAGAAAAUACUAGUACGUGGUGGUAGAAAUAAUGUACAUGAAAAAAAUUCAUAUAAAUAUAUAAACAAUAUUUGUGUUGGUAAGUCUAAUAAGAAUAAGUAUACAACCCAAACGGAUGAUAAUAAAAAUUAUGGUGUGGCCUAUGAUAUUGAAGAAAUUUUGUUGACAGAGUUUGAUAAGCUAAGUAAAGAAGAUGUAACCAAUGUGUAUAAUGUACACAAAUUUUUUGAAAAAAAUACAGAUAAUGCAUACAAUAAAAUCAUGCAACAAGAUGCUUUGAGGAAAAAAGAAAAUGCAAAGAAGUUCAAGUCAACAUUUGAAUUGAAAGAAACACGAGAAAAUUUGACAAAAGGCGAUGGAAAAAAAGUGAAAAAUAUAGAAAGAGAUGAAAAGAAUGGGGAGCACAAGUGUAUGGUCAAAGAGGAUAUUAUCAAGGGCAAUCGCACAACAACUUGUGAUGAAGGUAGUCUUGAAUUUUCAUUUAAACUACAUGAAGGAGGUGCCAUGGGGUUGGUUGAUCCCACGCAAAAUAAGGAUGGUAGAGACAGUGCAAAUAAUACCGGUGUUGGAAGUAUUAACGGCAGUAGUUGUAUUAGUGGUGGACUUCUCACCAAAUCUAAGGUGGAAGAACGUACAGAAUGCGAAUUGAAGCAGAAUAUUUCGAACAGUCAUCAGAAGGAGGAAAGUGGAAAGUGUAAGGAUAAUCGUAUUACUUAUGAUAGUCCUUUAUUGUUAAACAGAAAAGAAGGGGUGGUUCACGAAAAUACAAUAGUCAUCGGGCAUACAUCUGAGAAAGAGGGAGGAAAACGUAAUGUUCAGCUAGGUGAUAACAGUAGACUUGAUGAGCAAAAUGUUGGGAAAAAAAUAAAGAAAGAAAAUGAAAGGGAAAAGGAAAAGGAAAAAUUAGAAGCAAACGAACGCAUGAAUGAUAAUAAUUAUGCAAAUAUAAUCAUCCAAGGAAAGAACAAUAGCAAUAACGAUAAUAGUAAUAAUAAGAGGAAAACUAAAAAGAAAAAUGAUAAAAGUAAUAUACAGAAUAGUGAUAAUAAUAAAAAGAUUACUAUGUAUAUUGGAGUGGGGGAAAAAGAAUACCAGUAUGAUAAGGAUAGCAGCAACAAAAAGGGUAGAAGUGACAGGAAUGAUAGUAGUAAUAGAAACGAUAGCAGCAAUAGAAAUGAUAGUAGUAAUAGAAACAAUAGCAGCAACGUGAACAAUUGCAGUAACAACAACGAUGAGGAGAGCGAAGGAAAUGACGACAGACAUAAAGAUAGCGAUAAGAAGAAGAGCAAUAGAAGUAGUAGUAGUAAUAAGAAGAGCGAGAGGAAGGAUAAGAAUAAGAAGAGGAGCAAUGAAAAUAACAACGAAAGUGAGGAGGAAAAGGGUAAAAAUAAAAGUAUAAAUAAUAGAAGUAACGACAAAAGUAAUGGAGGAAUCAGUGAAAAGAUUAACAACACGAGUAACAACAAAUGUAACAGUUAUGCGGGAAGAAAGUCAGAGGACGUAAUAAACAAUUAUUUCAGUAAGAAUGUAACUCAGUAUAUCGAUAAAAAUGAUAAAUUGGAAAAUAUUGCAUCUUUUAUAUACAAUGAACUAAUCGAAAUAACAAAAAAGAAAUUAAAAAAAAAUAUUAUACGAGUGGAAAAUCUAGCGGUAGAUAGUUAUUUAAGUAUAGGUGAAGAGUUUAUAAAUGUUAUGAAUGAAAUAGUUUUAAAAUUGAGUAGUAAGUAUAGCUUAGAGGAAAAUAUGAAAAAACGUGGGAAUAAUGGUAGGAAGAAUAAUGCUAAUAGGAAAGUAAAGGUAGCAGCUAACACGAAAAGAAGUGUUCACAGCCAUAAUAAUAAUAAUAAUGACAGUGGUGCAUGCAAGGGAGUGGAGAAAAAGGUAAUAAAAAUUAACGUAUAUGACAAUGAAAACGUUAUUAAAUUUAUAAAUAUGUUAAAGAAAAAACUGAUAUAUAAAAUUCUCUUUCCUGAUGCUACUACCGAUAAAAGUAAAAGUAGAAAUAAGAAAAAUGUAAAGAAAAAAAAACAAGUAGACAUCAAAUAUAUAUAUGAUAUUUUCAAAAGGGAAUAUACAUUCCAUGAUAAGAUUUUAAUACUUAUACAACAUCUAUUAGACAUUAAUAUACGAACAAAUAUCUUUUUAUUUGUUUAUCUCUUUGUGGGUAAUUUUUUAUCAUUUGUGGAUUUUGAUUACAUUUUAAACAUUAUAAUUUAUUAUAAUGAUUAUGUAUAUUAUAAUAAAGUUAUUUUGGAGGAUAAUUUUUUUCCUGAAAAUAAUAUUAUGAACAUGUCAGAUAUUUUUGAAAAAAAUGAGGAAAAUGUUCAUAACAAUAAUGACAAUUUGAUUUUGUUCAAUAUUGUUGCGAGCAAUUUAAGCAGCGAUGACGUGCAAAUUUGUUGCGGUAAAACAGGCAUAAUAGUAAAAAAUGGUACCAUAAGCCAUGUGACGAACGAAAGAGAAAUAGGCAGUGAUAAUUACUAUAAUGAUAAGAAAAAGAGCAAUGAUAAUAACAAUAAUGUGAGUUCUAGUGAUAGAGAAAAACUGUCUAAGGAAAUGGAGGAUGAGGUAAAAGAUAGGAAAAGCAGUGCUUUAACGAACAAGGAAGAGUACGCGGCAAUAGAACAAGGUGCUCCGACGAGCGUUAAAAACAGCAGCUUAAAGGUAAGAGAGAAAUGCGUUUUUGAGCAGAGCAAUUAUGGAGGUGGUAACCCUAAUGAGGAGGGUGAGAAAAAGAAAAAGAAAAAUGCGGAAGAGGAAACGGGGGACGAUGUGCUAGUAAACAUUAAUAUCUGCAAAAUAAUUUAUAUACUAAUACUGAUUAGCAAUAAAAGAAUCAUUAAUGAAUUAAAUAGAGAAAAAUACAUCAAAGAAUUGAAUGAAAAUUAUUACCUUCAAAUUGAUAAGUUGUAUUAUGAAAUUUUAAAUGAUGAUUAUAGUAAACUUAUAAAGGAAAAUUUCUCCAGGGAGUUUGUUGAAAAUUAUAUUAAAGAUGUAUCGUUUUUACAGAAUUUAACAAUUGAUGAGUUAAUAAAUAACGAGGACUUGCACAUAAGAGGGGACAAUAACAAUGCCCUUGCAAAGGACGUGGAUGCGACACACGAGAGUAGCAAUAAUAGCAGUAGUAAUAGCAAUAGUAACAACAAUUGUAAUAGCACUUAUAACAAGCUAAAGAAGCAAGUUAAUAACACAGAAAGGAAAAGAGGAGGAGAACAGGAGGAGAACAAAAGAGAGGAGGAGGUAGUUAUGUCGACUGAAAAUGGAGUAUCUAUAAUAAAAGAAAACGAAAAUAUGGAUAAUGAAAAUAUUUUAAAGAAAUAUAUGAAUAAACACAAUUUUAUAAAAUUCAAGCUAAAUUUCAAAAUAGCAAUUAAAAAAAUUAAAUAUUUACUAGAUGGAGGAGGGGUAGGUAAUACAUCCUUUUAUUUUUUAAUUUUUAAAUACAUGAAUGAUAUCAUAAACAUAAUACACGCUAGCGAUUGUAAAGACAAUGGAGGGGUAUUGUUCGAUAUAACAUCUCCUAGUAUGUUGCACAGUUAUGACAAUACCCAACUACAACUAAGUGUUAAGGAUAUAGAGCAGUUGAAGGAAAUUUACGAUAACGUCAUUGCGUAUAGCAGUAGUGGUGCAUGUGUUAAUAACAGUGUUAGAAGUGGCAAAUUGGGUAUGCUAAAAGAUGUGUACUUGUUGGCGUACUUAUUGAAUAGCGAAAUAUAUAACCUACUGAUGAAAACAUAUAACAGGAGGAGUAACGUUGGCACAGGUGUUAUUAGGGAAAACGAUGCGUUAUCGAAAACAGGAAACAUUAUCAUCAUCAGCAGCGGAGGUAUGAACAGCGAUAUCAUCAACAAUAAUAAUAGUAGUGCCACAAUCGGUGAAAUUGGCAGUAGUGGUGGCAUCAAGGGGUACGUGGUAAAAAAUGAAGUUACGGCGAGAGGUAACGAAAUAAAAAUAAUUAGCCAAGGAAAGGGCUAUCCCAACUCAGAUGUACAAAAUGAGAGUGGAAGUUGUAAAGUUGAUAAUAAUAAUAAUAAUAGUAAUAAUAAUGAUAAUGAUAAUAAUAAUAGUAAUAAUAAUGAUAAUGAUAAUAGUAAUAAUAAUGAUAAUGAUAAUAGUAAUAAUAAUGAUAAUAAUAAUAAUAAUGAUAAUGAUAAUGAUAAUGAUAAUAAUAAUGAUAAUGAUAAUGAUAAUGAUAAUGAGAAUGAUAAUGAUAAUAAUAAUAAUAAUAAUAAUAAUAAUAAUAAUAAUAAUAAUAAUAAUAAUAAUAAUAAUAAAAAUGAUAAUAAUAAUAAUAAUGAUAAUAAUUUGUGUGAUAGAAAAGCAGCGUUAAAAAUUGACCCAUGUGCGACAGUGUAUGAACAAGCGCCGUCAGUGAAUAAGAAUAUGGCAAAUUUAAAAAAUAGUAACAACAAUCCUUUACAGAGCGUGACAACACAAAAUAAUAAGAGUAAAAAAAGCGUCGUGAUAGAUGAUAAUAAAAGUAGUAGUUUGGCUGCUUACAGCGUAAGUGAUAUAAUAGCAGUGAAUGAAGAUGCGAGAUCAAGAAAGGUGAGUGAUCAACUGUCCGUUGAUAAUGGGAAAAGUAGUGCUUUAAAUUUUAAUACAACGAUUAGUAAUAGUAUUAUUAGAAGUGGUACUAAUGUGACUGCUAACAGUAGUUCAGGUAAGUAUGUAAAGAAGAGUAAAUUUAAAAGGAUAUAUAAUAAGGAUAUACCAUAUAUAUGUAAUGAAGGGAAAACAUGGAUGGUGAUAUACAAACCGGCAUAUUACCAUUGCUCAGCAUAUACUUCCCAUAACAGAUACAAUUUUCUUGUUAAUAUAAAUAAAUAUAGUGAUUAUUUUUAUAAUAUAUUAGAAAAGAUAUGUAUGAAAUGUAAAAUAAAAACAAAAUUUAUGUGUAUAGCAUGUAAGGAGAUGGAGAAUAUAUGUUCCAAAUGUGAAGGUAUAGUAGCAAAAUUUUGUAAAAAAUGUAAUCUGUUAAUUAAAAAGAAUAGAGAUGUUUUGAAAAUAAUAAAUAAUAUUUCUUUGAAUGAUGUAAUAUAUAGUGGACGAGUAGAAUCUUUUCAUUUAUUUAUGAUGAAAUCAUUUCCACACUUAGAAACAGUAAAGAAAUGGCAAAAACUGGAAUGUGGUUUAUGCCACCGAAUAGAUUUAGAAACAUCUGGUAGUUUAAUUAUUGCAAAAACGAAAGAAGCUAGAGAUUUUCUUUUUGAUCAAUUUAGGAAAAGAAAUGUAUAUAAAGAAUAUAUUUUAUUAUGUCAUGGAAGAAUUAAAAAAAAAAAAGGAUUUAUUAAUAAAUCAAUACAAACACAUGAAUAUAACAAUUUCCAUAGUAAGAGUCAUUUUAGUUUAGUAGUUAAAACAGGAGGUACUGAUGCAUACACGGAAUAUAACUGUGUAAAAGUUUUUAAGCUUAAACGACAUAUUGAGGAAAUUAUAAAAGAAGUCUUAGAAGGAAAGUACAACUGUAACAGUACUGUGAAAAAAGAUAUAAAUAAAGAAAUAUAUUGUAAUGACUAUUAUAAAUUUUUGGAGGACGAAAAGAGGAAUGUUGUACAUAUUGUACAGAGAUACCUUGUUGAGGAUGAACUGUGUAGUAAUAGAUUUACCGGAUCGACUGUGAGUUCACCUACCGCACCUUACACUGCAACUGCAGCAGGUGACUAUAACAUGGAAAAGAAUAAGAACUCCCUUUAUUUCAUGCCAGAGGGGGAUUACUCUUCCUAUGUUCAGAAGAAGAAAAGCAACAAUGUUGUGAUAAACUACUACUCCGAUUCGGAGCUACUGGAGGAUAAGAAGAGAAUGCAGAAAAGGGGUAAGAAGGGGAAAAGUGACAAUGGGAAAAACGGAAAUGGCAAUGGCAGUGGUAAUGGGGUAGAAAAUUUAGAUCAGGUGGACAACUUAUCGGAGGAGGAGUUGAAAAACUUAAGUAAAAGAGAAGCACUAAUACGAAGGCUAAAUAUAUCGAAAAUAAAUAAUAAUGCGAAGGACAGAAAUAGCAGAUUCCCUUAUCCGGUAAUUAAAAGGAAGGUGUGUCAUCACUUAUGUUUUCGCUGUAACUUCAUAUCAGAGGAAUAUUUUCAAACGUUUUCAAAAGAAAUAGAGAAUUAUACAAAGGAAUUUACAUUAUGUAAUGUAAAAAUUCACACAGGUAGAACACAUCAAAUACGUGUACAUAUGAGGCACAUAGGUCAUCCAUUAGUUUCAGAUAAGAAAUAUUUAAAUCCAUCCCUAAGUAAUUUAGACAAGUUUUGGUGUUUUCGAAUGUUCUUACAUUCAGUUAUCUUAGAAUUCAAUAACCCUGAUUAUUAUUUCCAUAAUUUAGGAGAAGAUUUAAAAAAAAAAAAAAAAAUGUAUACUAGUAAUAAUUUGCACAAAAUACCGGAUAGAACUGUCAAGGCUAUUUGCCCUCUAGCAAGCGAUUUACAAACAGUACUUAACAACGAGUUAGAAAUUGCUGAAAAUUUAGAAGAUGAAAAUAGUUAUAUUAAUAGAAUUUUAAAAAUGAAUAUUAAUGAUAAACGAAGUGAAGCUUUGAAAAAUGCGAAACCAAUUAUCGAAGGACACCGAAUGGAAAGCAGUAACAACGAUCUAGGUAGAGAUAACAUGUUGUUCCAUACACGUGAAGAUAACGCUGAAAGGAUAAGUGCACUAGGGGAAGGUUUAGAACAAAAAAGCUAUUCAAAGGUGGACAGGCAAAAGAUUGAGGAACACUCCGACCAGCUGCAAGGUGAAAUAGACGACGAAGGGGACGAAGAUGAAGAUGAAGAAGAUGAAGAAGAAGAUGAAGAAGAAGAUGAAGAAGAAGAUGAAGAAGAAGAUGAAGAAGAUGAAGAAGACGAAGAAGACGAAGAAGAAUUGGAGGGGGAAGGAGACUACGAAGCGGAAGAAAAAACCAUUGGAGUGCAAAAAAUCAAGCCCAAGCAAAGGAACAAAGAAAUGGAAAUAAAUGACAAGGAUUAUGGAUACAGCGACGAUGUGGAUGAUAUAUGCAGGGAAAAUGGGUCAGAUUUGUUAGCAACACAAACUGUUGAUGAAAAAAAUGCAUUAAAGAAACAAAAAGUACAUAAAGGAGAUGAAUUAUCAGAUGUAGUAGUAUCGGCAAAAAAUAAAAAAUUAACGAGUGAGGAUAAAGCAAUUUCAGCAUCAUAUGGUAAGGAAAAGAAUAAAGAUAUUCCUAAAAAAUCAAAAUUCAAUGUGGUAGGAACUAUACAAAAAAGUGAGGACCAUUACGAAAAACGUAAAAUUAUGAGCAACAUCAUCCGAUUAGUUGAUAAUAGUACAAAUGAGAAACGAACUAGUAAAAUCAAAGAAAAGGAAAAGGAAAACGAAAAAAAAAAAGAAAAGGAAAAGAAAAGAGAAAAGGAAAAAAAAAGAGAAGGAGAUGAGAUAGAAGUUGACGAAUCAGAUAAAGCAGAACUGAUAAAAAUUCUUACAAGCACAAGAAAUGCAAACAAAAAAGUGCAAACAUUAAACGCAGGUGAAUUUUUCCAAGAGAAAAAGAAAAUAACAUCCAACGGUGAUAUUAAAAGGAGCAUUAAUAAUUAUAAUAAAAAUGAUAUGGACAAGGUACUACGGCACGAUAAGCAUCAUAUAUGUAACUACAGUGAUGAAAGAGAUAUCAAUACGAAGCUAAAGACAGAUUUUCAUUUUCUCACGAACGAAGUAAAAAUAGUUAUUGACAGUAUCAUAAGGAAUAGCUUUAUUUUUAAAGUCUUUUUUUAUUUUUCAAAAUUGAAAAAAACAUUAUUCUAUAUAUUAAAUGCUUUAGGGAAAGAGACAACAACAAAGGAGAAACAAAAGAAUUACGUUGAAAUGAACAUAGUAGAAGAGUUGUCAAAAUAUACCAAUGAAAAUGAUGAUAAAGUACCAGUAGAAUUUGUGUAUCAAUUAAUCAUUUGUAUAACACAUUUGUUUAAAAAGAAUAUACGAGCGAAAAAGAGGGGCAAUGGUCUUAUUAUAUACACACUUAAAAAGCACCUAAAGUACUAUAAGACUACCGAUAUGGUUAUUACCACUACGACCGUGGGAGCUACUCCUUCUGCAACUGCUUAUAAUGGUGUUUCCCCCAGAGCGCACAUACCUAACAGCAAGAAAGAGAAUAUAUUUGUUUUUCUUCACAAUAUUCUGUACAAUUUGAAUUAUGCCUUAAAGGAGUACGGGUUUAACCCAUGUGAAGACUUAAAAAAUCAAAUAGAACGUAAGUGUAAAAGCCUAUUCUUAAAAAUUACGAAUAUACUUGCCAUUAUAAUGAAGAGUUUUAAUGCUGAAAUAUAUUUAAAGAAAAACUUUAAGAGUGUUAUGAAAAACAAAAAAAAAAUUGUUACCUUAAACUCUGUGGAGCAGUUCUUUUUGUUGUACAAAUUCUACCAAGAAAGAAAAGAAGCUUCUGAUGAGAAGAGGAGAAAAAAGAAAAGGAAAAUUACAAACAAAAGUGAUAGUUACUUAAUCGAGGAAAUUAAAAAGGUAUUUUCCCGAGUAUAUGAGAGUGAUAAAGAUGUUGAUGAAGAAGUUGAUGUAGGUAUAGAUGUGAAAGUUGAUGUGGAUGAUAUCGAUUCGAGCAAACGGGGUAGAACGAAGGGGGACGUAGAAAUUGAACAUGCAAAUGUAGGUAAGGAAAAGGAGAAAAUAAAAGUAGAAGAAGGGAAGAUAAAGAAAAACAUUCACAAGAGCAAUAGUCGUAGCAACAGCAGCAGUGGCAGUAGCAAUAGCAGCAGUGGCAGUAGCAAUAGCAGUAACAGCUUCAACAUGGGUAUGAAGAGUAACAUGUUUAGUAAAAAAGAAGAGGAGGAGAAAGUAUUAACACCAAAUGAUAAUGUACAGGCAAAAAUGGAUAGUACUAGUAGUAAUAAUAACGUUAAAUCAAAUGAGGGUCUUAUCGCACCUAGGAUAAUUAAUUAUGAUAAUUACGAAAAUGAACCGGUUGAUAAAAUUGCGAAAGGAGGAGAUUAUAACAGUGCCAGUAACAAUAAUAACAAGAAUACAAACAAUAAUAAUAACAGUAAUAAUAAUAGCUGUAGUAGUAAUAGUAGUAGUGCAAGACUUGGCAAUAAUGGCACUCAACUUGAUACGAGUAACCGACUCAUCCAUAAUUCAUAUCAGCAGAUGAAAAGGAAUUUCAAGGAGGAGAUAGAAAUACCUGACGUGGUGAGAGAGACUCAGCAGUUAGUGUGUCAGAGCAAAGAAAGUAACAUACCAUGUUCCUCCGUAAAAAAAGAUGCAUUAUAUCGUGUUGGUUACGAUUUAGCUGAUUUAGCGAAUAAUAAUUUAUUGCCACCUGACUAUGUACAUAAUAAUAGUAAUAAUGACAUUCACAGCAGUUUAAUGAGCAUUAAAAACUGUAAUAAUGAGAAAGCAAAUAUAGAAAUGAAAAGUAACUUUGUGAAUAUUGACAUGGACAAGAACCGACGAGAAAACAGUACCUUCUUUGCAAUUAUGGAAAACAAGAAUAAUGUGCUCGGUAAUAACAACCACGAUAAUUUUGUUGAUGGAUUUAAAAAAAGUAUGUCAAAAGAAAUUAUUAUGAACGGUGUAGGAGAAAAGUUUAACAUGAAUAAUAACAGUGUUAUGAGAAGCAGCAUAGACAACUGCUUGAAUGGCGGUGUGAAUAGCAGAAUGAAUAGUGGCAUGCAUAGCAGUGUAAAUUGCAGCGUAAAUAGUAAUGUGAACAUGCGCACAUCCAAAGAUCCCAAUGACAGUAUUUCCAACGAAGGGGAUGAAAAUAUUUAUGACAUUUUCAUGAAAGAGAUAGAGAAUAUAAAGAAUGAAACAAAAAUAUGUGAAGAGAAUUACGAAAAAGAAAUGAUGGAAAUAAAAAAUAAAAAAAGUGAAAUAAGAUAUAUAAAAGAAAGUAAGAUAAAUGAUGAAAUCAAUCAAUAUUUUUCAGAUAUAAAUUUAAAAAAUUCCACUAUUAUUUUAUUAAAUGCAUAUCAAAUAUAUGGUUUGAAUGUAUUUAUAAAAUUACUAGUGUAUGAGAAUGACAUUACAUAUGUGAAUGAUUUUAAAAAACAAGAUGAAGCCAAUAUUGAAUUUUUUAUAAAUCUUUCUAUUGAUAAAAUAUUUGAUUAUUUAUUAGUAAAAAAUAUUAUAUCAAAUAUUAAUAUAAAAAAUUUAAAAUUGAAAUUUAUUCAAGGGCAAAAUACAUUUGAGGAAAUAAGAAAAGACGCAGACCACCUUAUUAGAGAAAAUAUAAAUGAACAUAAUUUUUUUUAUAUUCUUUGGAAAAAUACAAAAAUAAAUGAUAUAUAUAAAAGAAAACAAAUAAUUUAUAACUUUUUGAUAAAAUUAAUUGAUAAAAUUGUUCAGAAAUAUUUGAUUAGUGAAUAUAUUGCUAUUAGGAAAAAUGAAAUUUUAGAAAUUAUGUACAAAAUGUUACAUAAAAAUAAGAAAAAUGUUGUACAUACCAAAGAACAACACCCAUCCUCAUGUGCCUAUUAUGAAAGCAAUCAUGACAUUCGUUAUGCAGGAAAGCAAGCAAAAGCAGAUGGUACCAUCGAUAACCAAUACCCAAGCAACUAUCACGUGCAAAGCACCAAUAUUGGAAGUAAUGUUAGUGGCAGUAUAAUCGGCUGUAUCAGUGGUAACGUUGGUGAUAAUAUGAACGGCAAGGUAUGUUUCGGAGGGAGGGAAUACAUCACUAGUGGCAACAUAAACAACGCUAACUGUAACAUCGAAAGGAGGAAUAUGUAUAAUGAUCAAAAGACUAUGAAGGAGGAGAAUUGCCAUCAUGUGUCUUACCCGAAUAUACACGAAAAUGUAAAGAGCAAUAUGUAUUUUAGUAACCUAAAUAAAUUUUAUGAUAUAUACAGUAAAUUAAACUACAAUAAUAAUGAUGGGAACAUAAUGAUGGGGGGUCUAAGCAAUGUGAGUGGUGUGUAUAAUAACAUAAGCAAUGCAAACAGGGAUGGAAAUAUUGGCAGAAAUGUCAACAAUAAUAUUCUACUUGAAAAGAACAAAAUGAGUAAAAAUAAUUCUUAUAAUGAUGUGAAUAUGAAUAUGAAUGCAAAUGUGAACGAAGUUCAGUUAAAGGAUAAGUUAUACAACGAUAUGUACGAUGCUAAUAAUAAUUAUAAGAGCAACUCCUUCUGCAUAAAUAAUUUAAGCCAUUAUCAAACUUCACACCAGGCACUAACAAACAAGGGUAGUAACAAUCCUAGUAGUAAUUCCAUGAAUUUUAAUUGCACUUGUAAUCAUGGGAAACCGUCUAAUUAUUUAAACAUUUCGAAUGACAGCAAGCUGGGUAACUACAGAGGCAGCAGCAACAGUAACAGUAAUAGUAGCAGUAAAAUUAAGAAAGAAAUGUAUAAUGAUAAUUACUCCAUAUUUUUUAAUCAUGACAGGGAUCAGAAUCACUUUUAUGAAAUAGAAGAAAAAAAAAAUAUACACAAAAAAGGGGAGAAUGAAUUGCUGGCAAAUUUUGGCACUAUUAACGAUUUGGCUAGUUUAUAUAUGGGCAGUAAUAAAAUUCCAAAAAAUAGUAGUAACACUAACUGUGUAGGUAAGGGUAGUAGUGGAAGUGGUGGUAGUCAUGGUAACUGUAGAAGUAAUAGCUUGUCAUUCCUUGAUAACUUUAAGAGUUCAAUACAACAGCUGAUAAGCGAUAAGAGAGAAAAAGGUGAACUAGGAAACGAACUUGAGGAUAAGCUGAUAGAAGAGCAUACUUUACAACUGGGGGGUGAAUAUAAAGGAAACGAAAAAAAUAAUAAUGUUAAUAAAAUAAAUUUUUUCGAAAAUUUUAUGAACAGUUCAUACGAUAAUAAAAUUGGCAACACGGCAAACAUAGUAAAUAUGGCAAAACUUGAUGGUAAUAGUAAUGGCAAUGGUAGUAAUGUCGAUUGUGAUGGACAUAGUUUUGACUGUGUUAACUUAUUCACUGGCAUGAAAGAAAGUCAUAGGGAAAAACUGAAGGGGAAAAAGGAACAAAAGGAUAAAAAGGAGCAAGAAAUAGAUAUUAGUCAAAUUAAAGAUAAGAUGUGUGGGUACACGUUUAACAACAAUAUGGACAGCGGUGCAGGAAGUAACAGUAGCAUCGCUGGUGGUAAUAAUAACAUGGGAGAUGGUAGUCGCAGAAAUAGCAUUAUUGGCGGAAACUAUGUGGAUGGAGAUAAACACUUGAACAGUCAGGUGCCGAAUAAAAUUUCAAAACAUUUUAGGAGUACAAUAUCAGAAAUAUUUUACAAUAAAAAUUUAAAUGCAUUGAAUGAAGAGAAAGAUAACAUAAAUGGAGUAAUUAAUAGCAGUGACACGUUAUUUAACUACUCCAAUUUUGAUGAUCCAAAUAAGAGCCUAAAUAAGAGUGCAGAUAAGAACGUAAGUAAGUGCAUAAAUAAGAACGUAAAUAUGAGUGUGAAUAUGAAUGAACAUAGUAACAAUAACGUGAAUGAAAACAUAGAUAGCAAGUACCUUGAACUGUUCAAUAAUAUUACUGAUAGUUUUAUAUGUCCCAAUAAUAAUGUAUUAAAUAAGAAAAAUCAUAUUUUGAAUGAGUACAAAGAUGAUAACAUAUUUAACGUAACAACAUCAAAUGCUGCUAUAAAUCAUAUGAAAAUGAAACAUACACAUGCUUAUUUAAUUAAUAACAAUAAUAAUCAUACAUCAGCAAGUUUUAUGAACGAGCCAUCAUAUGUUCCAUCCUUCAAUAAUUUGGAGCAUUUAGAAAAAAAGGCACAGGACGUUAACACCGCAAAACCGUUACCAUUUAGUAGGUUAGGAGUAGAUGCCCACACAUUGAACUACCUGGGAGAUAAUAAUGUUAAUAUCACUUGUAAUAGUAGUAAUGCAGUUAGUAAUGGUAACAGUAAUAGUGUCAAUAAUAAUGCCAUUGGAAGUACCAUUAACAGUAAUAGUGGAAGAUCAAACAUAAACAUGAGCAGUAAUAUGCAAAACUUGAAGUACGCGCAAUUUUUUAAGAACAGUAUUCCUUAUGGAAGUGAGAAUGGAAAAAGCCUUAGUGAAUCAAAUAUCAUGAAUAUCUUAUCUGAUUUUAACAAUAUGGACGGCCUCAAAAUAAUGAGCAAUAACAACAGUGACACAGAUGAUGCUUUCCAAUUUGAUAGCAACAGUUUAAAUAUAAACAACAAUAAAAGAAAUGUGUUGUCUAAGUUUAAUAUAUAUAAUCAGGAAAACAAUAAUAAAAUGGGCGAUCAAAGCAACAGAAGUGAUAGUAAUAAUUAUCCUCAUCUUAAUAAUCAUAAUAAUAAUAGUAGUAGUAAGAUGUGUGGAGGAAAUGAAAAUAACGUGUACAUGUCAAGCAGCUUCAGUAACAUGUAUGACAGUAAAGUCAAUUCUAUGUUUUAUAAAAAGUACUGCAAUUCAAAGGGAUUUAUUAAUAUUAGAAAGGAAGAAAAAGAAGACAUGUGA